This is a messenger RNA of Dermatophagoides pteronyssinus (European house dust mite), 1366 nucleotides long. RefSeq lists its product as uncharacterized. The record is from RefSeq and is a predicted model, not a curated record. NCBI's taxonomy places the organism in Eukaryota, Metazoa, Arthropoda, Arachnida, Sarcoptiformes, Pyroglyphidae.
CGAAUAUGAAUCGAAAUAGCAAAAUUUUUUUGGAAUUCGAAUUGUUUUUUUUACAUUCGAUUUUUUUUCCAUAUACCAUAUCCGUCCGGAGAUAGUUUUGUUUUGUUAUUAUUGUGUGACUUGCGCCCUUUGGAUCGAUCCAUUUGGUCAUCAUCAUCAUCAUCAACAACACUGUACCAAGCCCAAUGCAGUCUUUUUUUCCUACAGUUUUACUACUCUCAUUGCAAUUUGGCUCAACCAAAAAAACAACAAACAUGAUGCUACUCUUGAUUUGCAUCUGAUUUCAGGAACCCAUCGUUUUGUUUCUUGUUGUUGUUGUUUUUGGAACAAUCAUUACAAGUCAAAAUUUAGGAUUUUUUUUUUUGAUUGAAAUCAACUAAAAUAUCUUGAUCAUAAAAAAAAGAUAUGAUGCAUAAUAUUGAAAUGGAUGAUAAUAUGAUGACCAUCAAUAUUGAUGAUAAUAAUGAUAAUGAUUGUGACGAUGAUGAUGAUGAUGAUGAUGAACAAAUCAAAAUUAUUCAACAACAACAACAGCAAGAAGAAAAUGAACAAAAUGGCAAUAAUAAUCUAAAGAAUAAAUGUUUUACUAUAUGGCCAUCUUUAUUUCGACGAUCAACUUAUUUUGGACGUUAUAAACGUAGUCAUUCAUCAAAACGAUCGUUCGAACAACAACAACAACAUCGUUUUGGUCGUAAUUAUUCACAAAGUUUAGGUUCAUCAUUGAAUGAUGAUAAUCUUUCACCACCACCACCAUCAUCAUCAUUAUUAUUAUCACCAUCAUCAUUAUCAUCAACAUCAACAACAUCAAGACCAUUAUCAUCAUCGAAUGUACCAUUUCCAAUUACAGAUAAAUAUCUAACACCAAAUUCACCAAUAUCACCACGUGUAAAAAAUUUUAAUCUUGAUAUGAAAAUAUUAGUUUUAUCACGUAAUGAUAAUCCAUAUCUAAUGAAACAAUUAGAACGUUCAAAUUCAUUAACAUCGAAUAAUUCAUCGAUUACAACUGCUGUAGAUGAACAAGAAUAUUUUGCUAUCGAUCAACAAACAACAACAUCACAUUCAGCAUUACAUACACCAAUGUUUAAUCGUCGAAAUUAUUAUCGAAUCAAUAAUAAUGGUUAUGGCCGUUCAUCAUCUACAUCAACAACCAGACAACAACAACAACAACAACAUCGAUCAACAUUAUCAUUUACAUUUGAUUUUGAUAAUCAAAAAAAUUUGAAUGAUAAUGAAAAAAAUCUUCAUGAACAAUUAAUACGUAGUCCACCGCCAAAUUUUCCAGAAAAACUUAGCCAUUUUUUAUUUACAGAAAAUCUAAUCAAAAAUCUUUAAAAAAUUUUUGCUAUGUCUGUUUUUCCGUUUUUUC